Gasterosteus aculeatus aculeatus (three-spined stickleback) is the source of this 3277-nucleotide messenger RNA. RefSeq names its product sorting nexin 9b (gene snx9b). NCBI's taxonomy places the organism in Eukaryota, Metazoa, Chordata, Actinopteri, Perciformes, Gasterosteidae. Gene Ontology annotation, cellular component: cytoplasmic vesicle; plasma membrane. The record is from RefSeq and is a predicted model, not a curated record. Gene Ontology annotation, biological process: mitotic cytokinesis; mitotic cell cycle; endosomal transport. Gene Ontology annotation, molecular function: protein binding; phosphatidylinositol binding.
UGCCGGGCCGUGCCGGGGAGCCGGGGACCACCUUUCCGGUCUGACUGCGCCGUUGCAGGUCCCUCCCUCCUUCUUGUCAGCGGUUCAAACUUGAAGUCAAACCCGAUCGAACUUGAAUCAACUCCUUCGGUCUUCUCGCGGGGACCUUUUUUGUGUCGUUGUUGUUUUUGUGUCGUUGUUGUUGUUUUGGCAGGAAUGUGCUGAAGCUCGCGAGCUUCCUGUCCUCUUCUGCACUUUCGGUCUCCGCUUCUUCAGUUGCGAAAAGCCGCGGGAGGAAAUGUCCAGUUGAGGAUCGGGAAAACGCUCGCGAACCGCAGGCCCUGGUGUUUGUAAUGAUUGAUCAAGGCCUCGAUAAUGGCGCUGAAGGCACACGCUUUAUAUGACUUCCUCGCCGAGGCUGGAAACAACGAGUUGUCAGUGAAAGAAGGAGAGACACUCACUAUCACCAAUCGGAGUAUCGGAGGCGGCUGGAUCGAAGCACAGAACUCCAGAGGUGACGUUGGACUGGUGCCAGAAGACUACAUCGAGUUUGGAAAGCAGUUGCCAUCGUUCCCGGGAGCUGCAGCCCCUCCUCCAAGUGUAGGAAAUGUUGCCUCUCCAGACUUGUCCAUCUUUGAUUCCUAUGCUCCUGCAGCGUCUGCGCCUGCACAAUACCAGGUGGAUGCUGGGGCCUUAAGUCCCCAGCCAGGCACCCCCGACACCCCAGUUUCCCCCUACCUUUCGUCCCCCGAUGAGGCCAGUAACGGUAACGACCCCUGGUCCGUGUGGAACUCGGACCCAUCGGGGGGCUCCAACAAUAACUGGGCGUCCAAUCCGGAGGGAACCCAGACUGGGAGCGCCGCGUCCCAGGGCCACCCUCAGGCUUACCAGGGUCCAGGAGCCGAUUGUGACGAGUGGGAUGACGAGUGGGACGAUUCCACUGGAGGUUACCCCGAGUCGGAGUCCGGCGAGGGCGGCGCCAUGCAGAGGGGAGGAGCUCAUGCGCCGUCAAUGAAAAUCUCCCUCAACAAGUUUCCUGGGUUCUCCAAGCCUGGUCCAGAGCUCUACCUCUUAUGCAAGCAGCCCGCUAAGGGCAAAGAGAAGCUCACCAUCUACAUGGGAGAAGUUGGCCCGGUGUGGUCUUACCCAGAAACUCAGCUCGACUGCGUGGUGGCUGAUCCCAAGAAGGGCUCAAAGCUGUACGGCCUCAAGAGCUACAUCGAGUACCAAAUCACACCCAACACCACCAACCGACCGGUCAACCACCGAUACAAGCACUUUGAUUGGCUGUAUGAGAGGCUCCUCGACAAGUUCGGGUCGGCCAUCCCCAUCCCGUCUUUACCAGACAAGCAGGUGACAGGGCGAUUUGAGGAGGAGUUCAUUAAGAUGCGGAUGGAGCGGUUGCAGGGCUGGAUGACCAGGAUGUGCAGACACCCCAUCGUUUCCUGCAGCGACGUAUUCCAGAUCUUCCUCAGCUACAAGGAUGAGAAGGACUGGAAGACGGGAAAGAGAAAGGCAGAGAAGGACGAGACCGUGGGCGUGAUGAUCUUCACCACAAUAGAGCCUGAAGCUGCGGACCUGGAUCCCGUGGAAGUCGAGCAGAAAUGUGAGCAGUUCAGCAGGUUCACCAAAGCCAUGGACGACGGCGUGAAGGAAAUCCUCACAGUGGGCAACGAGCACUGGAAGAGAUGCACAGGCCCGCUGCCGAAGGAGUACCAGAGGAUCGGCAAAGCCUUCCAGAACCUCUCCUCUGUCUUCAACAGCAGCGGAUACCAAGGCGAGUCCACCCUGACGGAUGCCAUGACGGCAGCAGGCAAGACGUAUGAGGAAAUCGCUCAGAUGGUGGCCGAGCAGCCCAAGAAAGACCUCCACUUUGUCAUGGAGACCAACAAUGAAUAUAAGGGUCUCCUCGGAUGCUUCCCUGACACCAUUGGAGUCCAUAAGGCGGCCAUAGAGAAGGUGAAGGAGGGAGACAAGCUUGUGGCUGCCGGUAAAAUUUCCACUCAUGACAAAGUCACGAUGGCUAAACGCGUCAGCACGAUGUCGUACUCAUUACAAGCUGAGAUGAACCACUUCCAUAGCAACCGUAUCUACGACUACAACAGGGUCAUGCAGUUGUACUUGGAAGAGCAGGUUAAAUUUUACGAGACGAUUGCUGCAAAGCUGCGACAAGCACACAGUCAGUUCACUACUAUGUGAGAGCAACGAUGUCAAGUAGGAGACGAGAAACCAGAUUUAACAUCCGAAUUAUUCUUCCUUUACACCGCGAUAUUUUCCCUCCCUUUAAAUAAUUUAAACAUUACAUCGCGCUUUCAUUCGCUCUGGCCUUCCAUCUCUUCCAACAGUACCGGCUCACAGCGUUUCUUUGGUCCAGUUGAUGAACAUGUUCACCAGCUGAAAGCUCGCGUGUCACACCCUCCCUUUCCUGCGAGACAGGAAGUUGAAACCACGAAUGGCACAUUACAUUUGAGUUCCUCUAACGUGAUGCAUGUAAAGAAGAGUUUUUUACACAUGCUGCAGACACCGUGACGUUGUGAUGGAGUUACACUAAAAAACCCAAAGCUGCCCCCGCCCUCCACCCCCCCAUCUGUCUGAGCUUUAUUUCCUAUUCCUCAGCCAAUAUUUGAAUUUUCUUUCCGCCUCUCAUAAGUUAACAUUUCAGAGGGUCCUAACACAUUUUGUUAAGGCAGUGCAUUUCUUUUAAGGACCCAUGGAGUCAUGAAAGAGCUGUCAAAGACGGUGUGUGUCCUCUGUAUGUCCACUAGUGGCAGUCCAGAGCCGCUUUUCCUCCCGAACUUCCUCAAAGAGCUGACAGGAAACUAGAAAUGGUUGACUUAGCUGUCCCCAGGGCUGCGGACCACGACACUGCAGUUUACGUAGUGCCAGAAAGUGGCGAAAAGGCUACCCAUGUAGGGGUCGAUUCUUUUACGCGUUGCACCGUAAAGGCAGAAGUCAGUGGUUUUGAUGCAUUCCUUCCUCUCCCACACAGCUCUCCUGAAGAAUAUUUGUCCUUUUCUUUUUGACCAGAUUACGGUGUUUUAUAUGAAGACAGAGGCUCACGUCAUGUGUGCAGUUUGCUUUUUACCACCUAGAUUUCCAAAUUGUCUCUAAUCUUGUUCACUCUGUUUUCUUAUCACUUAAUACAUAGAAUAUAUAUAUAUCUAUCUAUAUGUUUAUUUUCCAUCAGGUGUUUCUUGUCUUUGAGAUACUAUUUUAUGUAUAGUAGUAUAUGAGAUGCAGUGUAACUCAAAGAGAAGCAAAAAUCCAGUUUGAUUUAUUAAACAAUGAUUUUUACUCA